Emys orbicularis (European pond turtle) is the source of this 1851-nucleotide messenger RNA. RefSeq names its product paramyosin-like. NCBI's taxonomy places the organism in Eukaryota, Metazoa, Chordata, Testudines, Emydidae. The transcript has 4 exons. The coding region runs from base 114 to 776 and encodes 220 amino acids. The record is from RefSeq and is a predicted model, not a curated record.
UGGGCAGCAGCUGCAUCCAGAGACACAGCGGCAGGAGAGGAACAAACUGCGGGGAACAUUUGUCGCUCUACCUCCUCCCAUCUGAGUCUCUGGAGAGAGAGCUGGUGGGGGUCAUGCCCAGGCCCGGCUGUCUAGGGAGCGAACGCAUGGGCAACAAGCGGAAGAAACUCUGCGUCUGCCUGGUAGGUGCCUCCGUCUUCAUAUUAGCUGCCAUAUUAAUCGCUCUCACCUGCUGUGUGGUCGAGUGCCAGGGGCAGCUGAAGACCUCAGAUCUGGAUGAGAAACUCGCCAACCUGGAGGAGGAGAAGAGGGCCCUGGAAAAGCAGCGGGACAGGGUGAGAGCAGAGGUCACGGCGCUGCAGAUGGAGCUGGCUGGCACCAAUCAGACCCUCUGGGAGACGCGCGGGCGCUGGGACUCCUGCAGGAGCCUGACGCAUAACCUGCAGAACAACAUCACUGCCCUGAGCAACAAAAUCACACAGCUGGAAGCCAGAGACUCUGAGUGGGAGGCCAAGGAACAAGAGUUACAAGAUGAAAAUGGCAGGCUCAGAGAGCAGCUCUCCAGCCAGUCCCAGCAGCUGCAGGAUUCCCAGCGUCAGCUGCAGGAUUCCCAGGAAGAAUUCCAGAGGCAAAGAGAUCAGCUUAAAGCGAACAUCCAUUGGCUGAACUUGGAGCUCCAAAGCCAGAGGAAUCAGCGCUCCAGCGGGGACAGCCUCGGGGGUCACAGUGUGUCUCUCUGUCUGGCUCUGUCCCUCCUUGGCACCCUUCUCCUUUAAGAGGAGCAGCUUUGUUCAGGUAUCGAGGAGCCUGGAUACAGACUUGUCCAGAGACCCCUCCUGCUGUCUGAUCCCCAGGCUCUUGGGCAGAGGGGUCUCGUCCUGUCACCUCCACCAAAGACAGCUCCAACGAGCCACCGCUUUGUGCCUGCUCAUCUCUGACCACGCCACAUGCUCUCCCCCCCGCAGGCGAGAGAGCCGUCUCCUGUGCAGGUCCUGCUGCCUAGCCUGGCUUCACUGAACCGUCCAUCUCAUUCCAAGUCUCCUCCCAGCGCAUGGCAGCACUGCCAGGGCCCAGCUGAAGUCAGGGCCCACCUGUGCCAGGCCAGAGACACAGCUCGCAGACCAAAUAGCAGCACAGGAAAAAAAGAAAGAUCAUUAUCGAUGGGAAACUGAGGCACGAGGCGAUUAGUGAGUCGCCCCAGGAGCACAUGGCAGAGUCAAGACUUGAACUCAGCUCUCCUGAGCACCAGCAUGUAACCCUAAGGCCAUGCUUCCUCUCCAGUCCUCCCUCGCCUACAUCUCCUUUCUCUCUCCCGCUGCUGUUCUUUAGCUCAGCGCAGUAGGUCAGGGGAUGGGGACACAGGACUGUCUCUCUCUCUCUCCGUUUAUUUCCAUCAUCCGUCCCCAAUGCCCUUUCGAUCCCGCGGGAUUUGUGUUUCAGGGCUGAGCUGGCAGUGGAAAGUGGAGAAUCCCCACGGGAACACGGUGCACAGCACAGCCGGCUCGCUCCCCUCCAAGUCGCCCUCAGGAGAACUGGUCUAAGCCACUAGCUUGCUAUGACCUCGGCCCUUCCCCGGGUCGUGCAGGGGGGCGGGUUCCUGCCCAGCCGGUCCCUGGCGGAAGGAUCUCGUUGGCUCCUGCCCAGCACUGGAGGACGAUGGAAAACAGUGAAGAAGAUCCAGCCGGUGAAGGCUGCAGGGAGGAUGGAGCCGCUUCACCCAGAGCCAGAGCCCCUGGGGUUUCUCGGACUCAGAUUAUCCCAGAGGACGGUUGCCCUGAGCAGGGUCAAGCCCCAGCUGGGGUAUUUGCUGCUCCCUUGAGGGUUUCUAUUUUUCUAAUAAAAUGUUGCCAA